AUGAGUGAAAAUAUUGAAGAUUCAUCAUCAAGUUGUGAUGAAACAUUAAUUGAUGAAGAAGAUCUAAAUAAAUUUACAUCAACAUUAGAUCAAUAUACACCUGCUAUACCUGAAACAGUAACAAAAUAUUAUAUGAGACAAUGUGGAUUACAAACAGAUGAUGAUCGAGUUGUUAAAUUACUUUCUGUUUCUGUACAAAAAUUUAUGACAGAUAUUAUUAAUGAUUGUUUUCAAUUACAUAAAAUACGUGAAAAAUCUACUAAUCGACCGGGAGUGACAACAUCGGCUGUUGCUGCUGCGAAUGCUCAACCUCCAACAACAGAAGCAACAACUACAACUACUGAUCAAUCGACAAAUGCAGCUAGUGGUAAAAAACCAAUAGCAUCAACAAAUCAAACAUUAACACUUAAUGAUUUAACACAUGUUCUUGGAGAAUAUGGAAUUAAUGUUAAAAAAACAUUUUAUUACACAUAA
Molecule: messenger RNA, 474 nt
Organism: Rotaria sordida
Lineage: Eukaryota; Metazoa; Rotifera; Eurotatoria; Philodinida; Philodinidae
Source: the annotation of a GenBank genome assembly